Molecule: messenger RNA, 3095 nt
Organism: Anguilla anguilla (European eel)
Lineage: Eukaryota; Metazoa; Chordata; Actinopteri; Anguilliformes; Anguillidae
Gene: rnf25
Product: ring finger protein 25
Exons: 10
Coding region: 329-2233 (634 amino acids)
Biological process (GO): protein ubiquitination
Cellular component (GO): nucleus
Molecular function (GO): ubiquitin protein ligase activity; protein binding
Source: RefSeq, a predicted model, not a curated record
UGGAAAUGCAGUGUAUAUAUUUGGUAGAAUGUGCACCAUCAUCGCCGUCAUAGUCCUAGUUUGCUGGGACAGAGUUCGUGAUUAUUUUGCAUAGAGUUCUGGCAGGUCUGCUUAUUGCUUCCGUACAAUUCUGUCAAGAGUGGAGGAAAAAUAAGACGAACUCAGUUCAUGAGAUCGAGACGAAGUACGAUGAUUAUCGGUUCUUGGCGUGUAUUCGCAAGACAAAUGAUUCACCAGUGAUGCAUCUUGCUCGACCGACCAUCUUUCAUGACUGUGUUGAUUUUGGAAGUGCUGACAGCCUGACCGCCUGGUCCCCGGCGAAGGUAGAAUGAAGAUGGCUGCGGAAAGCGAUGUGCUGUCUGAGAUUGAAGUCCUCCAGUCCAUCUAUCUUGAAGAACUGAGGGUCUGUCGUAAAAGCGACAGGGACUGGGACGUUAGCGUGGAUCUGUACCCCUCCACGGCCGAGGACUCCCUCUCCCAGUUUGUUCGGCUCACGCUCACCCUAACCCUCGACUCGCAGUACCCUUCAUCUCCUCCCACCAUCUCUAUUCACAAUCCCCGCGGCCUCUCCGAUGACAAGCUGCUCAGUGUCCAGCGCUGUCUGGAGGCUGAAGCUCAGGCCUGGCUGGGGACCCCUGUUCUGUACCAGCUCAUCCAGAAAGCCAAAGAAAUCCUGACGGAGAGCAAUAUUCCUCACGGGAACUGCGUCAUUUGCCUGUACGGCUUCAAGGAAGGAGAGGUGUUCACCAAAACCAGCUGCUAUCACUACUUCCACUCACACUGCCUGGGCCGGUACGCCUCCCACUCACAGCACGACCUGAGAGAGAGGGAGAGAGAGCGGGAAGAGGACAAGACCCGGGGCAAAAUGGAGGGACAGGAACUGUCAGUGGUGUGUCCAGUUUGUCGAGAGCCACUGACCUAUGACCUGGAAGUUCUUCUAAACUCUCCCGCGCCUCACUUUCCCAAGACGGAGGGAACAGUCCUAGGGGCGGAGUUUCAGAGGAAGUGGGCCGAACUUCAAAGUAUUCUGGAGCGGCAAAGGGAAAAGGGCGGGAUUAUAGACCCCGAGGCGGAGUCUAACCGUUUCCUCAUACAUAUUAAUCAGGCACCUACUGAAGCCAGCAGCAUUGGUCCUGACCCAGAUUCUCCUCUUAGCCUAUCGCUUCCCUCCACUGUCCCUCCCUCCACCAAUCAGGUCACAGCUUCUCAGGGUCCACAGCUGUCUGGCCAAUCAGAGUGCAGGACUGGAUCUGGCAGCAGGAGACGAGGCCAAUUGAAGUGGAGCAGGAGGCGCGAGACCCCGCAGGAGCGCAGGGGGAGUCCCAGCAGCCUUGGCGAAAAGAACAUGGCUAAACUCUCCCUCUCUUCAGGGCGUGGGACUGAGCUCCGGGGGGGCGGGACCGAGCUCCAGGGGGGCGGGCCUGAGCUCCAGGGUGGGGGGCCUGAGCUCCAGGUGGGUGGGCCUGAGCUCCAGGGGGGCGGGUCUGAGCUCCAGGGGGGCGGGUCUGAGCUCAAGGGUGGGGGGCCUGAGCUCCAGGUGGGUGGGCCUGAGCUCCAGGUGGGUGGGCCUGAGCUCCAGGGGGGCGGGUCUGAGCUCCAGGGGGGCGGGCCUGAGCUCCAGGGGGGCGGGCCUGAGCUCCAGGGGAGCGGGCCUGAGCUCCAGGGGAGCGGGACUGAGCUCCAGGGGGGUGGGUCUGAGCUCCAGGGGGGCGGGUCUGAACUCAAGGGGGGUGCGGCGGUCGAUGAUGACGGCAUACUUGACGUUGGCGUGAACCACACUCGGCGAGACCUCGUCAUGCAGUCAAGCUGGUCGGAGAAAACCGAGAGGGAGGAGCACGUGAGAAUCAGCCAACCGGAAGCUGUAGCUCGUGACGGACAGGAGCAGACUAUAAACCAGUCGUGCCCGGACAUUUUAAAAUCCAGCAACCAGUCUGACUCUGCUGGACCUGGGAGAGGGCGGGGCCAGAGGUACGGCCAAUGGGGGAGAGGCAGGAGGAGGAGCUCAGGUCAACAGCCUAGACAUUUUGAGGAGAGGAACAUCCACGGGGUGGACCGCUCGGACACUCCGAGGGACAGCGCACAUCACAGAGGAGGCCGAGGGUUCGGCUACUGGGGAAGGAGAGGAGGCGAUCACAAUGCUCACUUUAGAGGAGGCGGGGCUUACAGGAAGACUGGGAGGGGCUUCACCCGGCGAGAGGCAGAGAAGGAAGUAGCCAGAGACGGAGGGCCUUGAAGUGUCAUUACAGGAAAUGAAUGCUGUGCCUCCGUUAAAAUCCACCGAAAUAAACCUCUACACUCACUCUGAAUCUCACUGUCGGCCUUAUUUUGCACGUGUUCAUUUGUCACUAACCGGAUGCCCAAGAAAACUGUAUAUAAAGUCCGAAUUCAUAUUUAUAUAUUUAUAUACUGUGUUUCAGUGGAGUAGUUAUGUUCACUGGCGCAGUGACCACAUACUUUAACUUCUUGGUGAAACCUAGCUGCUCUAUUAAAAAUGAUACUGCAGUUGCAUUACACAACCCAGUCUUAGAUGGAUCGUCUAGAGACGAUUGUCUUGUCGAUAGAAAGCUCCAUGGGUAAUCUCCUUCCUUUUGGUCCUUUUUUUAAGGUUGGGAAGUUAUAUUUUUUUUCCCCCACAUUGGCUCAAGUGUGGGUCUUUUCUGGUUUGUUUAUUCCCUUGUGGAAAAUGUCUAUUGAGAAAUUCUUGUGUGACAACCAGUUUGUUAACAGCGCUGUACAAAAUAAAGCACUGUGAUUAAUAACGCUGGAAACAAUCUGGAUAAAACAACACCAGCCCGCAAAACUUUGUGAAGAUUAUAUUGGAACUCCUAUAUAUGUUCAUUUCCCAUUUUAUCAAGACAAUAAGGAGUACCCUCGGCCAAUGUAAGUGAAACGACAGUAAGCAUUGGUACCUUUAUUUUGAACAAUGCUAUUGUAAAAAUACCUAGAAUAUAUGUGGAGGGUUGUCCGCAUUUUUUAAAUUAUUUAACUUGAAUAUGCUGUUGCUAUGUGCUUCUGGAGUGGCACAUCCACAGUAAUCAUGCUAGUGAAGCACGUAACCAAAACAAAUAAUGCAAAUAAACCUGACUGCUGAAAAA